This is a messenger RNA of Hyla sarda, 1311 nucleotides long. Its product is annotated as dynein axonemal assembly factor 11-like. The coding region runs from base 390 to 1220 and encodes 276 amino acids. The transcript is spliced from 8 exons. Lineage: Eukaryota; Metazoa; Chordata; Amphibia; Anura; Hylidae. The record is from RefSeq and is a predicted model, not a curated record. Gene Ontology annotation, molecular function: protein binding.
UUUUAAUCACAAAGCCAGAUACCUCCCCACUGAAAGGAGGAAGUGAGAGGAGGAUCAGCUCUGUGUAUAGCUAGCUGAAAAAAAAGAUGAGAAAACCCUUUAAUGGCAUCUGCUGUGGCAGUGCUCGGGUACUACUAGCUGAAUGCUUGAGCAAACAAUGAUGAAUUCUUUGAUAAGAAGACACAUGGCUCUCUGGACAACGGAAAUGACGGUAUGUUACCAAGUAACAGAUAUUCUCCCUGGGGAAACUAGAUCCAUGGAGUCUUCCUAAAGAUCCCACAGUCAUUGUACAAUGCCGGUAGCAGCGGGUCCGCUAUGGUGAGCACAAAGGACAAAGAAGUUCUGCAAAUGAAUAUCACAUUGAGGGAUACAAAGUAAAGGAAGGAGACAUGUCAGAAAGCUCCUCAGGUGUGAACACAAGCAGUAACAGUUUCUCUAAAUCCUAUUCAUCGCACUGCUCUGAACUAAGCGAAACCAACACAUCUUUACCAGUCUUGUCAAGAACCAGGCGAGUAUUGCAGCAGAGCCGUGAUUCCGGCAUCUCUUCUCCACUUCCAUGUGAUGCGUUCAAAUAUCUAACUUGGCACAAGUUGAAAGAACAUGAUGUACAGGGGACUCAAAUUCGUUGUCCUAGAGUGAGAGAAGGGCCGGCGGAGGAUGAACUUGUAAUAAGAGGAGAGUCUCAUCUAUUCCAAGAAAGGACACACACAAAUGAUAAAGAGAUAUGGAGGCAGAGACUGCAAGAAAACUGGGAGAAUUGUCUGAAUCUAAACCUGUCUUAUCAAGAUCUUGGAGAUCCUUACCAAGAAAACAACUUUCUGCGUAUUCUGCGUCGCCUGAUAAGAGUAGAAAGGCUUUGGUUGGUUGACAACUCAUCGAAAGACUUGAGUGCCAUUCGUUUGCCAAGGUGCAAAGAGUUAAAUUUAAGCAAAAAUCACUUUAGGUCCUUUAAGCAGCUGCCAAAGCUUCCUGCAAUCCAGCACUUAUCACUUGCAGAGAAUAACAUUGAAUCUUUAAGUGGGCUUGAAGACUUAAAGCAUUCUCCAUUAGAGUCACUUGUUCUGAAGUCCAAUCCAUGUGAAUUUUUAGAAGACUACAGACUACGAGUAUUCUCCAUUUUGCCAAACUUGAAAACUUUAGAUGGAAUUCCAAAACUUCCAGAGGAUUGGUCUGUGGCAGAGGAAAGCCAUUUUAUAACAAGCAAGUGCACAAUUUUGUAAUGAUUUCCUGCAUUGGUGCCUGAUGUAUUCAAGCUAAGCAGAACUGACUGGUAACAAGCAGCUUAUUUUCUCAAGGUGCUGAGCACACUGU